Tripterygium wilfordii is the source of this 1248-nucleotide messenger RNA. Its product is annotated as cinnamoyl-CoA reductase 1. The transcript is spliced from 3 exons. Lineage: Eukaryota; Viridiplantae; Streptophyta; Magnoliopsida; Celastrales; Celastraceae. The coding region runs from base 48 to 1037 and encodes 329 amino acids. The record is from RefSeq and is a predicted model, not a curated record. Gene Ontology annotation, molecular function: oxidoreductase activity, acting on the CH-OH group of donors, NAD or NADP as acceptor.
AGAGUAACAGAGGGAGAAGCUCACAAGAAUAGAGAGUGAGGGAAACAAUGGCGAUUCCAAAGGAGGCGGUGACAGUUACAGGAGCUAAUGACUUCAUAGGAACGUGGUUGGUGCGGACGCUAUUGGAGAGCGGCUACACCACCAUCCACGCUUCGAUCUUCCCCGGCUCCGACGCUUCUCACCUCUUCAAUCUCCCCGGGGCCAAAAACCCCGGCGUGCGACUGGAGGUGUAUGAUGCGGACGUGAUGGACUUCGACGCCUUGCGGAGGGCGGUGGAGGGGACUUCCGGGGUAUUCCACGUGGCUUCCCCUUGCACCCUGGAGGAUACCAAGGACCCGACGAAGGAGCUUGUGGAGCCGGCGGUGAUGGGUACGCUUAAUGUGCUGGAAGCUGCUAGGCAGGCCAAUGUGAGGCGUGUGGUUCUUACUUCUUCAAUAUCGGCAAUGGUUCCCAAUCCAGGUUGGCCUCAAAACAAGGUCUUUGACGAAUCGUCCUGGACCGACCUUGAUUACUGCAAGUCUCGUCAGAAAUGGUACCCAGUAGCAAAGACAUUAGCGGAGCAAGAGGCAUCCAAAUUUGCGAAGACACAUGGUAUGGAUGUGGUGGCAAUCCACCCAGCAACUUGUCUUGGCAAGCUCCUGCAACCUGGCCUGAACGCGAGCUGUGCUGUGUUGCAGCAGCUGUUGCAGGGUUCAAAAGAUACUCAGGAGUAUCACUGGCUGGGAGCCGUGCAUGUGAAAGAUGUCGCAAAGGCACAAGUCUUGAUUUUUGAGACUUCUUCUUCCUCUGGAAGAUACCUUUGCACAAACGGAAUCUAUCAGUUUGCUGAUUUUGCUGGCAAGGUCUCUGAGCUCUUCCCCGAGUUUCCAGUGCACAGGUUUAUUGGGGAAACUCAGCCUGGCCUGAUCUCUUGCAAAGAUGCAGCCAAGAGAUUAAUCAAUCUAGGGUUAGUCUUCACUCCAGUCGAAGAUGCUGUUCGAGAAACAGUAGAGAGCCUAAAAGCCAAGGGAUUUUUGAGGCAGGAAAUGCCACAAUGAUAGUACCUUUCAAAGAUAAAAGCUUUCAUGUUCAUUCUCUUACCUUUUUUAGUGACUUGUCAAUAAUAAUGGGAAUAAGAAGACUCUUUUUCUUUCAGAUUAUCUAUUAUCGACCUUUCAUCAUUGUAUUUUUUCUUAUCUUCCGAAAGCAACUUUAAUCGUUACUCUUGACAUCAUUCCCAUUCACUGAACCUUGUACCUUUUUUCCUGA